This is a messenger RNA of Myripristis murdjan (pinecone soldierfish), 3502 nucleotides long. RefSeq names its product t-complex 11, testis-specific-like 1 (gene tcp11l1). Gene Ontology annotation, biological process: signal transduction. The record is from RefSeq and is a predicted model, not a curated record. NCBI's taxonomy places the organism in Eukaryota, Metazoa, Chordata, Actinopteri, Holocentriformes, Holocentridae. Bases 1 to 1512 code for a protein of 503 amino acids. The transcript has 9 exons.
AUGCCCAAGGAUACAGACCAGCCCGAGGGGGAAGGAGACAAGGAGUUGAAGGAGGAGAUGGCGCAGGACACCUCUGAGCAGACGGUGAGGAAGAGAGUUCGGGUGAGCACUCCCAGCCCGCACAGAGGCAACACUCCACAAGCCAGCCCUCCCAGGUUCGUCUCUGUGGAGGAGUUAAUGGAGACGGCUAAAGGAGUCACUAACAUGGCUUUGGCCCACGAGAUUGUGGUCAACCAGGAGUUUCAAGUCAAACCUGCUGAACUUCCAGAGGGAAGUUUGGAGCGCAGAGUGAAGGAGAUCAUGCAUAAAGCAUUCUGGGAUUGUCUGGAGGCUCAGCUGACUGGGGACCCACCGUCGUACAACCAUGCCAUCAAACUGCUAGCUGAGAUCAAAGAGGUACUGCUGUCGUUCUUGCUGCCAGGCCAUGGACGCCUACGGACCCACAUCGAGGAGGUUCUGGACCUACCUCUGAUCCAGCAGCAGGCUGAAAACGGGUCCCUAGACAUCAGUCGGCUGGCCCAGUUCAUUGUGGGGAUGAUGGGCUCACUGUGCGCCCCCUGCAGAGAUGAGGACAUCAGUAAGCUAAGGGAGAUCACUGAAAUGGUGCCUCUGCUCAAAGCGAUAUUCUCCGUUCUGGACCUGAUGAAAAUGGACAUGGCCAACUUUGCCCUGAGCAGCAUCAGGCCCCAUCUGCUGCAGCAGUCAGCUGAGUACGAGCGGAACAAAUUCCAGGAGUUCCUGGAGAAACAACCCAAUGCCUUAGACUACACUGAGAAGUGGCUUGAGGACACAGUGAGAUGCUUAAGAGAGGGUGGGGUGGAAAGCUCUCGUGCAGCCUCUUCUGACCCUCCAUCACUGCUCCCCCUCAACGUCCACAAUCAGGCCUACCUGCGCCUGCUGAGGUGGGAUCAUGCUGCAGACCCUUUCCCUGAGACAGUGUUGAUGGACCAGGUUCGGUACCAGGAGAUGCAGCAGGAGGCAGAGCGGUUAGUCCUGCUGUCCUCGCUGCUUCUUAUCGUGUACACCACCACAGGCGAAGCCAUCUCAGGCCUGACGGGACUGAUGGAUACACUUAAAAACACGGUCAGCGCAAUGCUUGCAGACAUGCACACACCAUCUUUUAGUACGGAGGAGGCCUUGGCGACCAUUGGGGAAAGAUUUUGUAUUGAGCUGAGUCAGUGUUUGAGCCAGCAUGGCUACUCUCCGUUCUCUGCUGACCGACAGAGCACUCUGAAGGGCCAGAUCUCAGCCACCGCCCAGCCAGACAACACUGUCCGCAAGCUGAUGGAUUCCCGGGUCCAAAGCUACCUUCUGGCUUCCUUGGAAUCCAGUUAUCAGAGGACCCCUCCUCCUCUCCCAGGAGGUCUGGCUCCAGUCAGCAAGGAGCUGAAGGAACUGGCUGUCCGGUUCUGCCGCCUGGUCAACUUCAACAAGCUGGUCUUCUCACCGUUCUACCAAAAGAUUCUCCAGGACGUCCUGACAGCAGAGGAGAGCUCCAGCACAGAGACUUAAACUCUAAACUGUGGAGGGGGAGCAGAACAGAGUGAGAGCGGUCUGGAGUUUUUCAACAAAAAAAAAAUCCUCCUAGUAUUAAUGGUUAAGGUUUAGAAAAGGAGAAAAGCUCAUGUGUAUCCGAUGCUUAAAGGCAGCUCCCAACAUAAUCGAAACCCCCUAAGAAUGGUUACCAUCUCAGCUGCAUUCACCUACAGUGUUGCUUAUUUGAUAAACUCUCUGUGUUACUUGAGUAAGUACAGUAUUACUAAUGGCUAUGGAGUAGUAUAGCACAAGUAAGUAAAAAACAAAAAUAGAAUGCACCAGACAACAACUUACUACAUGCUGCCUGCCUUUUUUUUUUUUUUUUUUUUUUUUUUUUUAAAUAAAAAAGGAAUUGUGUGGAAAUGCAGUGGACAUCAGAGUUCUGCCCACCUUUUCUAAUUCUCCAGCUUCUGGGGACUCGAGACCUGAGAUGAUUUUUUUUCCUUUUAUUUGGAUAAAAUUACCUGUAAAAUCAGUAAAAAUGCAAAUCUGACAAAGUAAUAGAUGUAGAAUACUAAUCCACCUUGUGUUUGGAGUUGUGCACAUCUUCAGCUGACACUUGGUAGAAGCAUUUUGCUGUCGUUAUAUCAGGAAGACAGUUUAGAGUCUCAGUUAUGAAUUUUCUAAAUAUCUUGUUAUCUGGAACAGUAAACCCCCAAAUUUGAUCUGCAUGGUUAACAAUAGCUACUGUGUUCUUUUGAGAGAGAGGGACUAUGUGUCCAGUGCGUCAAACAUAUCUUUUGGAAUUCAGAGCAAAAAUUCCUCCUUUGAUUUCCUGAGAUAAUGAGACAUUUUUCCCUGCAUGAUGGGACCGGAUGAACCCUGUCAGUCUGGGUGUCUUUAUGUCCCUUUCCUCUGGUGCCCUGAUCAGACAUAAAUAUGGCUUGUAUGUAAUUCCACAACAAAUUUGGUAAGCACAUUAAAGCUAGCCAGAGUAUGACCCCUGUCAGUUACGGUGAGCCUAUGACCUUUCCCCCAGCACCACCCUUUGGCCAAAAUGUCAGAUUUGACUCCCUGCGAUUGCCUUUGAUAGAUGUGUACCCGGAAGACUGUCUCAGAUGAACACGUCUGCUUGUAUAGCCUGCAAGAUGUCACAAAAUCUAAUUAGUUGAUUAGUGUGCUUUCAUACUCCUCAGAGGAAGACUUCUCCUGAUAGUGGUGACCGUGCAACCUUUUUCUGCUGGACCAAAUAUCAGAUUUCAUACCUCAAAGUCCACUGAGCAGACCUCCAUGAAAUUUGAUGUGCACUUCAUACAACCAAGAGCAUGCCCCAAUGUCCGGUUUGCCAUCAUCAAGACCUUUCCUCUUGCAUCACCGUAGGCCUCAGUGCCAAGUUGAUAUCUUUUAAGUUUACUGGGCCAUUUGUCAUUGAAUUUGGGAAGGACAUUCAUGCGACCAAGAACAUGCAUUCCUUCAGCUCUAGUAGCCUCAAGAUGUUUCCUUGCACUCCCACAAAGAGGAAUUGUAACACAUUCCCCUUUUAAUUCACCCUGUCGUUUUUGGUAACUUUCCUCUGGUGCCCUGAUCACCCUCAACCAAAAUGCAAAUGGGUUAUUGUUUUGUUUUUUAAUGUCAGGUCUCGAGGCUAUAAAGAAAAUGAAAAGGUGUGUAUGUUUAUGAUAUCCACUGAGUUUUCACAGAGGAGGGUUCUUGUAAAUGACUGAAUAUCAACUGGCCAGAGCAGACUGAUGCGUAUGGACGGGAAAUGGGAUUAGUGUUGACCAACUUGAAUUGUGUUAUGUUUAUUUCUGUUUUAUUAGAUAAUGUUCUUAUUAUUUAUGAUGUUAUUUAUGACCACAGAACAGUUCACUUCAGCCAUAUUAAAUAGCUUCCAGCUUGUCACUUGUCACAGCCUACUCACAGUGACUGUAACAGUUCUCCACUGACCCCAAGCAGAAUGACGUCUCUUCUAGUUAUUGAACUACAUGUCAAUAAAGCGCUGUUCUCUCCCAAACAGCAAAGCUAC